Molecule: messenger RNA, 463 nt
Organism: Achroia grisella
Lineage: Eukaryota; Metazoa; Arthropoda; Insecta; Lepidoptera; Pyralidae
Product: myb/SANT-like DNA-binding domain-containing protein 3
Exons: 2
Coding region: 35-463 (142 amino acids)
Source: RefSeq, a predicted model, not a curated record
GCUGGUAUUUUCUGCGAGUGUCGUUGGUUUCAAAAUGAGCGAAAUAAUUUGUGAUAGAAAGAAACCGUUUUCCUGUCUGGAAAAAGAUUUAUUUCUUAAGUUAAUUGACAAAUAUGAUAAUAUUUUAACAUGCAAAAAAACAAAUGGUACCAGUGUUCUAAGAAAAAAGCAGGCAUGGAAUAGAAUACAAGAUGAAUUUAAUUCAUCUCCAAUCGUUUCGCAUAAAGCCUCAGUUAAACAACUUACAAAGCUGUGGUACAAUAUGAAGGCAAAAGCUCGAGAAGCAAAAACUAGAGAAAAUGUUCGCUUCUUGACAGGUGGAGGUCCAUCAGUGGAAGACAUGGACACAAUUGAUGCUAAAGUUAUAGCAAUUGACAAAAAUAUUUUAACAAAUAUUGAAGUGGACAUUGACAGUGAUGUAAAUGGUAAAUAUUUUCAGUUUUAUAAUCCUAUAUUAUUAUAG